This is a messenger RNA of Scylla paramamosain (green mud crab), 7060 nucleotides long. Its product is annotated as serine/threonine-protein phosphatase 6 regulatory ankyrin repeat subunit B-like. Gene Ontology annotation, cellular component: ciliary inversin compartment. The transcript is spliced from 14 exons. The record is from RefSeq and is a predicted model, not a curated record. Bases 61 to 5769 code for a protein of 1902 amino acids. Gene Ontology annotation, molecular function: protein binding. Gene Ontology annotation, biological process: protein localization to ciliary inversin compartment. Lineage: Eukaryota; Metazoa; Arthropoda; Malacostraca; Decapoda; Portunidae.
UAGAAGUAGUGCCUCAGUUUCAAUUAUGAAGAGGAGUAAGGUCAUCGUACACUUGGCAGCAUGAGUGGCCGCCAGCAGCAGCUGGUGCUCAAGGUCACGGGAGUGCAAGCUACAUUAGGGUUUGUUAGCUGUGAGGCACAUAAAGCACACGUCACUAUCACCACCCUUGGCUUGACACACUCCCACAACACCAACAACAAGCAUCCUGGCGUGUGUGUGUGUUACAGCGCCUUCUUGUCCCCACACGACUUUCAUUGCUACAAGAUUUAUUUGUCAUUCCAGGGCAGCAGCAGAGAGGCAAACAGCGUGAAGGAAGGCCAGCAAGACAGAAGCUGGCAGCCUAUAGGAAGGCCAGAAAAACAGGCAGCAACCCUCAGCCAUGGUAACGUCACAGCAACACACGCCCCACAUCUCACCAUGGCAUCCAACCCACAUCACCACAUGGAGGAACUUCUUGAGGCAAUUAAACACCAACCAACAGCGGAGCUGGUCACUGCUGUAUGGGAAGGAGACGAAGCAAGGGUGAGGUCAGCACUUGACAGGGGUGCGGGGCCGGAGGUCACCGUCCCCAGUAAUGAUGGGGUGUCAUGCAGUCUGCUGACUCUGGCUGCCAGCGAGGGCCACGACCACCUGCUGUCUCACUUACUGCAGGCGGGGUUAAGCAUAGAAGGUGGAGGCACCACUGACAGGACACCGCUGAUGAUGGCUGCCCAGAAUGGCCACGCCCAUACAGUGAAGGCGCUGCUGGACCUCCGUGGUAACCCUCUGGCCAGGGAUAGUGGAGGAAGGACAGCCCUAUACUUUGCUGCAUGGCAGGGCCACCAGCAGUGUGUGGCGGCCCUCUUGUCCGUCACCCCUCCCGUUCCCGCACACCUCGAGGCAAACACCCCGGUGCACGCCGCCAGUUAUCGUGGCCACAUGGAGGUACUGGAGCAACUGGCAGGUGCUGGCUGGCCCCUCACCGUCAGGGAGAGUCAUGGCAAUACACCCAUGCACCUCGCUGUUGCCGGGGGUAGCGUGAGAUGUGUGCAAUGGCUGGUGCAGCGAGGGGGUGACACGAGCAAGCAAAAUAAUGCUGGACACACGCCGCUUGACCAGGAGCUGGUCACUGCUGUAAGGAAAGGAGACGAGGCAGGGGUGAGGUCAGCACUUGACAGGGGUGCGCGGCCCGAGGUCACCGUCCCCACUAAUGCUGGGAUGUCAUGCAGUCUACUGACUCUGGCUGCCAGGGAGGGCCACGAGCACCUGCUGUCCCACUUACUGCAGGCGGGGUUAAGCAUAGAAGGUGGAGGCACCACUGACAGGACACCGCUGAUGAUGGCUGCCCAGAAUGGCCACGCCCAUACAGUGAAGGCGCUGCUGGACCUCCGUGGUAACCCUCUGGCCAUGGAUAGUAGAGGAAGGACAGCCCUACACUUUGCUGCAUGGCAGGGCCACCAGCAGUGUGUGGCGGUCCUCUUGCCCAUCACCCCUCCCACUCCCGCACACCUCGAGGCAAACACCCCGGUGCACGCCGCCAGUUAUCGUGGCCACGUGGAGGUACUGGAGCAACUGGCAGGUGCUGGCUGGCCCCUCAACGCCAGGGACAGUCAUAGCAAUACACCCAUGCACCUUGCUGUUGCCGGGGGUAGCGUGAGAUGUGUGCAAUGGCUGGUGCAGCGAGGGGGUGACACGAGCAAGCAAAAUAAUGCUGGACACACGCCGCUUGACCAGGAGCUGGUCACUGCUGUAAGGGAAGGAGACGAGGCAGGGGUGAGGUCAGCACUUGACAGGGGUGCCCAGCUCGAGGUCACUGUCCCCACUAAUGCUGGGGGAUCAUGGAAUUUGGUGACUCUGGCUGCCAGCGAGGGCCACGAGCACCUGCUGUCCCACUUACUGCUGGCGGGGUUAAGCGUAGAAGGUGGAGGCACCACUGACAGGACACCGCUGAUGAUGGCUGCCUUGCAUGGCCACGCCCAUACAGUGAAGUCGCUGCUGGACCUCCGUGGUAACCCUCUGGCCAUGGAUAAUGACGGAAGGACAGCCCUACACUUUGCUGCAUGGCAGGGCCACCAGCAGUGUGUGGCGGCCCUCUUGCCCGUCACCCCUCCCACUCCCGCAUACCUCGAGGCAUACACCCCGGUGCACGCCGCCAGUUAUCGUGGCCACGUGGAGGUACUGGAGCAGCUGGCAGGUGCUGGCUGGUCCCUCAACGCCUGGGACAGUGAUGGCGACACACCCAUGCACCUCGCUGUUGCCGGGGGUAGCGUGACAUGUGUGCAGUGGCUGGUGCAGCGAGGAGGUGACACGAGCAUGCAGAAUAAUGCUGGACACACCCCACUUGACCAGGAGCUGGUCACUGCUGUACAGGAAGGAGACGAGGCAGGGGUGAGGUCAGCACUUGACAGGGGUGCGCGGCCCGAGGUCACUGUCCCCACUAAUGAUGGGGUGUCAUGCAGUCUGCUGACUCUGGCUGCCAGGGAGGGCCACGACCACCUGCUGUCCCACUUACUGCAGGCGGGGUUAAGCAUAGAAGAUGGAGGCACUACUGACAGCACACCGCUGAUGAUGGCUGCCCAGAAUGGCCACGCCCAUACAGUGAAGGCGCUGCUGGACCUCCGUGGUAACCCUCUGGCCACGGAUAGAAGAGGAAGGACAGCCCUACAUUUUGCUGCAUGGCAGGGCCACCAGCAGUGUGUGGCGGUCCUCUUGCCUGUCACCCCUCCCACUCCCGCACUCCUCGAGGCAGACACCCCGGUGCACGCCGCCAGUCAUCGUGGCCACGUGGAGGUACUGGAGCAGCUGGCAGAUGCUGGCUGGCCCCUCACCAAUAGGGACAGUAAUGGCGACACACCCAUGCACCUUGCUGUGUCGGGGGGAUGUGUAGCAGCUGUGCAGUGGCUGGUGCAGAGAGGUUGUGACCCACACGUGCAAACGAAGGAUGGACUCACCCCGGAAGAGUUGGCCGUGCAGUGUGGACGCCACGAGGUGGAGACCUGGCUGGUUAAAAAUUGCAGCGGUGUUGUGAGGAGUAAGACUCUGCGUGUGGAGGAAGUGAGGGCGUGGCGGGGCAAGCAUGAACACCUACACAACACAGUCUUGUCCAUGCUGGUGGAGGGCAACGAGGCAGCCAUGGGCAGCAUCCCCGAGGUUAAUGAUGGUCAUACGCUGAGCCAGGAUGGCCUGACGCCUCUCCACGCCGCGGCGCUGUGCGGGGCUCCCAGUGAUGCUGUGGAGGCUUUGCUGCGACGCGGCGUGAGCCCUCAUGUGACCACCCCUGACAAUAUGACCCCCGCUGACCUGGCACGGCAGCAAGGCCAUGACUCAGUGAUUAAGGGACUACAGCGCCACCACUGUGCACAGAGCUACAAGCUUCCUGAAGAACUGCACGAGGAGCUGCUCUCAACAGUCAGUCGCCAGGACGACGUACAGGCAGUGUCCACCCUCCUGUGUAAGGGCGCGCCCAUAGAGCCUCUGGGUGGUCUUUCUGUCCUCAGACUGGCUGUCACCACCGACCGCAUACACACCGUCAGCCUGCUGCUGGCUAGCGGUGCACCGCUGCCUCCCAGCUUGCUGCAGGAAGCUUGGCAGAGCCCUGACGUGACUUACAGGGUGCUGGCCUUCCUCACCACCGCCUACUGCUGCCGACUACGUGCAGAGCAGCGUCGCCUAGAAAAGGUCAGCAGCGCCCUUGUCGAGGGCAUCGACAAUCUAGUGACAACCAUCGAGGGAAAUACUCCCUGGCAGGCAGCCUGGCGAUGGGGAAAGGAGACUGACCGGCCAGCACUGAGCGACCUCCUGGCAAAGGCAGCGGCUGCCAACUGCCCCGUGACUGCCGCCUUCCUGCAUAGGGCAGGAGGGUGGACAGUCUUUAAUGGAGCCUCUGGUGGCACUGCCCUCCACGCUGCCCUGGAGGCUGGCCACAAAGGCAUGGCCGAGCUGCUGAUCAGGGCCCUUGGGGGCUGCCCGUACGUGCCAGACACACAUAGUCGCCUUCCAGUGCACAUGAUACCUCACGAGGAGCAACAGAGGCUGGAGCAGAAGCUCUUUAUGGCGGAGCGUGAAAAACUGGAGAAUAUGGAGCUUCGCUUGAAGGCAGAUCACGAGAAGACCGCAGCACGGACAGCGCUGUUUAUACAGGAGGAUCUUUUUGAGAGCUACAAGAAGGGCGAGGGCAAGAAUGCCUCCUCACCUGAUGGCCGCGCCGCCCUGCUGCUGGCCUCGCGCAAAGGUCUCCUGCAGCUUACUCAUCUUAUACUGCAAGAGGGUCACUUCCCCGUGGACGAGGUGCUGGACCACACCUGCGGCACCACCGCCCUCCACCAGGCAACCUCGCACGGCCAGGACGGCUGCGUGGCGCUGCUGCUGAGCCACGGCGCCAACCCACAGCAGCGUGACACGUAUGGCCAGACACCCCGCCACCUGGCCGCCAUGUUUGGCCACAAAAGUACUUUUGAACUCUUGGCACAUCAAGAGACGCAGGAUCCUCCUUGCCGCGCAGGCACCACGGCCACACAGGUGAGAGAAAAUUUUAAAGUGUUUCACAAUAUGUAUUAUAAAUAUAAGCGUAAUCUAUUAGGUACAGACGACCGCCAUAACCCUGAAAGUGUGAUAAGAAAUCUUGUGAGAUCCAAAGGCCUGCAAGAGCUGCAGGAGGAGGCUCAGCGGGUGGCUGUGGAUCUAUCAAAGGGCGAGGCCCUUGAGGUAAAGGAGGCGGUCAUGUCAGAAAUAAGCAUCAUCAUGAAUAAGGUGUCAGACGCUGAUGCCACAUACCACGGUGACCUGAGGUUGGCGGGCAGUUCACGGGACGGGUCUAAGCUUUACGUCCCUGACGAAUUUGAUAUAAACCUCGUGAUUCACAAGGAUGACGUAGGAAUAACUGUUAGCGAGAGAGGGAAGGAGGAAGCCCCGCUGAAGGGCAGGUUACAGAUUUCUGUGAAGACUGACAAUCCCCACCUUGAGGGUAAUAGAUUUAUGGCCAGUUUGUACGAGGAGGUGCACCGGUGCCUUGCUGGCCACACCCUGCAGGACAAAAGACUGAGCCUGGUGCCGCCGGGCCUGACCAGCACGCAAGUGGGCGUGGGGCUCUCUCUGGCCUGGCAGGGGCGAGAGUAUCCACUGUUGCUGGUCAGCGUGGACCUGGUGCCAGUGCUUGAGGUGCCAUGGCUGGAGCAAGUUUCCAGACCCUUCCUCACUCCUGAGGACACCACCACCAUGCAGCUCAGUAAUGCUGCUGAUGGAACAUGGCGCUGCAGCUUUGCCUUGACAGAGGCUGAGGUGCUGGGGACGUUGACACCCGCAGAGCGCCAGGUGCAGCUGAUGGGAAAAGUACUUCUUUCCCGCCUCAAGCCCGAGCGCUGGAUGCCUCGGCACAAAAAGAGCUUUUUCAAAUGGUUCGCCACACGGGAGUGGAACAUCGCGGUGCCAAGCGGGUUCUGUUUCAAGAACGCCCUCCUGCUGUGGCUGGAGCACAGGCGGAGGAGGGAGGUAAAGCUUGGGGCUGGGCAGGAGCAGGACCACACCAAGGAGUUGGAGCCGGGGCAGGAGGGGGACCCCGCCAGAUGGCUGGUGGAGGUGUUCAGAUUGAUGUGUGCGAACCCAGAAGAGUCACGAGAGCACCUGACAACUCAAAACAACUCCGCCUACUUUGGAGGAGACUGUGAGGGGCGGAAGCCUGGGGACGGGGCGCCCGUCAUCGUGCAGUGCCUGGAGGAGGGUUUGGAAAAGUUGUGCUCUGGCUCAGCUUCUGCCAAGACAAUCAGGCGGCGGCGACGAAAGUAUUACAUGUAGAAGAUGCAGACCCUUGUAAUCAUUAGCUGUGAGCUGCGCCACGCGUCGUAAGAUCUACCCCCACCCCCCCCACACACACACACAGGAACACAAGUGCUUGGUUCUUGAUUUUCAGAUUCAAUAGUUUAUAAUAUAGCCAAUUAGUUGUGGAACUAAUAUAAAUAAAAAAUAUAGAUUUUCAUGGAGCGAGCUGGUGAGAGAAGAUACUUUCUUAAUAGGCUCUCUCAUCUGUGUACACUUGUUGGCCCCUGUAAUACUGCAGGUUCAGUAAUGUGAUAGUGCAAGCUGAGGUAAAUGCCACCUUUGGCCAUUAAAUACAACAGUAUAAGAUAAUAGUCAACUUGCAUGUUGUAUGAUGAAACAGGCUCUAAAUAUAUCUCUCAAUUCAUGGAUGAUAGGCCUAUAAGUUUUUGAUAUUCAUUUGCAAACGGCAGUGCCAUUAGGACAUGAAAUAUUUAGUACAGGUUUAUUAAGACAAUGUCUGGUCUGGGUGUAAAUAAAGCACUUCGGCUUGACAAGAUGAUGACAAAUUAGUUAUCAAAUCAAGAUGGAAUGUCACAUUUGUAGCACCAAGUACCAAAUGCAGAUGGUAAUUGGUUAAAACAAACUGUUAAGUUAAGGAAUUGUGCUAUUGAUAGGCAGAGAUUGUCUGAAGAAACUUAUAACAGGCCAACAUGUCUUAAUUAAGGAAUGAUAACAAUGGAAGGAAAAUUACAGAAGUAUUUAUCUGUUCUCCUUAAACAACACUCACGUGCCGUAAGUGUGUUCAAGUGUGCAAAUCAUCAGCUGCCCAUUGUAAGUGGUAGUGAAGGAAUGCAAGUGUACAAAAGUGGAUCUGUUCUUUAUGUGAUCUUAAUGAUGCAGGAGAUGAAACUCACUCUUCAUUCAAAUAGCCUUUUUUUUUUUUUUUAUAAAUAGCAGAAAAAAUACGUCAACAAAUAUUGCUUCACUAAUGUAAAUGCAACAAAAAUAGGGGAAUUCCUUGGAGCGAGAAACGUGACUGUCUUGUUAAAUACUGUUAAGUUCAUCAAAGAAAUAACUUGUUAUUUUAAAGAAAACUUAUAAGAAGUAGUUGUUACCAGAUAAGUGACGUCUGUAUUUGGUGUGUGCAGUAUAACAGUUUGUACUCUCAUACCCCGCUUGGGGAAGCUUUCAAACCUUUCAAGCACACUACUUAUAUUUACAAACUUAUAUAUGUAAAUAAACCAUUGCCUUGUAUUUUUCCAUCAACACAAAAACUAUUCCUCUCUGUAUUAUGAAAAGUGUUCUGUAAGUAAAUCAAACACAAAAA